Molecule: messenger RNA, 1396 nt
Organism: Microbotryum saponariae
Lineage: Eukaryota; Fungi; Basidiomycota; Microbotryomycetes; Microbotryales; Microbotryaceae
Source: the annotation of a GenBank genome assembly
AUGAGCUAUGACCCACACGAAGAGGGCCCAGGACCGCAAGAUCUUCAAAUUCUCCAGGUGCACGGUGAUCGAUGUGCCGAUGGUCGGCCCAACUGCCAAAUCGUUGGCUCGCUCCAUCCGUCUGCAGUGCGAUGCCUCUCCGGUACCCAUUACUCUUCCCCGCGGGGGAAGAUGGCUUCCACCCCCAACAUUCCUCUUUGCGGUUCAACCAAGCUAGGCCGCCCUUCGCCGGAAGACCGCUAUGAUGAGCAUGAAGACGACGAGGAAGAAGACGAAGAGAAUGAUGAUGGUGAACGUAAGCGUCUUACGGUCUCGUCCGAGUUGUUUGACAUCGCGUCCAGCGCGGCCAAACCAGAUCCCGAUGAGUUUGUUAACGCCUGGGGUCAGUAUCAAUGUGAAGCUGGGUCAGCCCAUGUCCUUCGACACGAUCAAGGAUCGCUGGGCUACUCUCCAAUUAGGUCGUCAACUCGAUCACUUGCUCACGUUCGACGGAUCGCACCCGGCCUCGUUCCUGUAUGCCGCCCUAGCCCUGAUGUCUGAGACAUCUUCAAAAAAGAUCAAUGCGAGUGAAGCGUAUCUACAACACUUUCCCGGGUCGCCAUGCGUGCUACGUCGAAAAGCUGGCCCCUUGUGGCUUGAGUACGAUAUUAGCGAAUGGGCGAGCUUCUGGACUCACUUGACGAGGACAUGUAGCGAGCGAUACGGCGUCGGACAGCGUCAUCAUCGUCGAAGUUUCGGACUUGAGCCUGGAGGCCACUGUACUCACGGCCAAACACCGAUGCCGUCGUCCCACCAGAGACCAUUUGAAACACACGGCGAGUGCCUUCCCACUGUCAACUUCCAAGUUUUGGACCUCUUCCAAGGCCGAAAUCGAGGCGAUGGUCGCCUUCAUGGAAGAGAAGAGGAAGGAUAAUUCUCUAUUGAAACCUCCACUACCCUUGCCGAUGUCGCUCGUGACGCUUACUCCCAGGUCUCGACUCAGACCGAGUCCAAGAAGCGCCCACUCGCCGAAUCGAGUGAAAAAUUCCACGACAACAUCGCGAAACGUUCUCUUCUUAGCGUGGCUAAGCUCGACGCCCCUCCAGAAGGAGGGCUUAGUUGAGCUUACAGCGUGGCCAGCCUUCACACCUGUCGCGAAUCAUAAGACUUCGUCAGUCGCGCCUCAAACGACCAGGAUUUUCGCUCGACACCACCCAACGACUUUCAGACGUUCGCGGCCAACUGAUCCAGCACCCGUUCCGCGCUCCUCUGCAUCGUUUGCGGAUCGACAUCCUUGGACCAUCCACCCACCCAACUCUGCCACGAAUUCGAUCCGGAGGCCUUCACUCGUUCCUCGUCCGGAGCUUUAUAUCACGAAUCCUCCAAACCCCAGGUGUGCUUUGCCUUCACCCGGUGA